UCACGUGGCCUCUUUGUGUUAGCUUCACAAACGCAGAGUUUGGAGCUCAACUCACUGUAAAUUCGAUCCCCUCUGGUUCCGGCGUGUUCAACGGGAAAUUUUCCGGCGCGUUUCCGAUCCAGUGCAGUGCUUUGUAGAGCAAUCGGAAUCAUUUACUUGGUUUUCUCUUUUUAGUAGAAGGGUUGCUUUGAGCUUAGUCAUUCAAUGAAAUGAAAACUCAAGCAUAAACUAAUAUUUUUGUAUCUGAAAUACAGGGCUGUACUUAUGGUGGAUAUGCAAAAGUGAAAUGGCACAUAGAGAAGUUGCCUUGAUGUUGCAAGGCAGCAAAGCCAAAUUGAGGAUGGUGAUUGUUGUCAUCAUAAGUUUAUGCAUUGGCAUUGCAGCUUUAUAUGGCCUUUUAAAGCCUGUUUCCAAUGGUUGUAUUAUGACAUACAUGUAUCCAACGUACAUCCCAAUUUCCUCAAUGGGAAGUGCAAAAUAUGCAUUGUAUUUGUAUCAUGAAGGCUGGAAGAAGAUUGAUUAUAAGGAGCACCUCAAGAAGCUGAAUGGAGUUCCAGUGCUCUUUAUCCCAGGCAAUGGUGGUAGCUACAAACAGGUUAGGUCCUUGGCAGCUGAAUCUGAUCGGGCAUACCAAGGGGGUCCACUUGAGCGUACGUUUUACCAAGAAGCUUUCCUCACUACUGAAGAGGGAGGGGCAGAUAUGGAUUUGGCUUGCUUUCAAUUGCCCAGCCAGUAUAAUUACAGGCUAGAUUGGUUUGCUGUGGAUCUUGAAGGUGAACACUCUGCUAUGGAUGGUCGGAUACUUGAAGAACACACAGAAUAUGUUGUAUAUGCCAUUCACAGGAUUUUGGAUCAGUACAAGGAAUCUCAUGAUGCACGAGAAAGAGAAGGUGCUGCAGUGUCUGGGAACUUACCCAAAAGUGUGAUAUUGGUUGGUCAUUCAAUGGGUGGCUUUGUUGCGAGAGCUGCUGCCAGCCACCCUUCUUUAAGAAAGUCUGCUGUUGAAACUAUUCUUACACUCUCAACGCCACAUCAAUCACCUCCAGUGGCAUUGCAGCCAUCAUUGGGUCAUUACUUUACACAAAUAAAUGAGGAAUGGAGAGAGGGAUAUCAGGUCCAAACCACUCAGGCAGGACGUUUUGUGUCUGAUCCACCACUCUCUCAUAUAGUUGUUAUCUCCAUUUCGGGUGGUUAUUAUGAUUAUCAGGUAAGAUCAAAGUUAGAAUCACUCGAUGGCAUUGUGCCUCCAACUCAUGGCUUUAUGAUAAGUAGUACUGGCAUGAAAAAUGUGUGGCUGUCAAUGGAACAUCAAGCUAUUUUGUGGUGCAAUCAACUUGUUGUGCAAGUGUCACACACAGUCCUCAGUUUGAUAAAUUCCAGAACAGGCCAGCCUUUUUCUGAUACUCGAAAAAGACUUGCAAUAUUCACAAGGAUGCUUCAUAGUGGGUUACCACAGAGUUUCAAUUGGAAGAUGCAACCACAGUUGUUUCCUCGGUUGACUGUAUCCACAGAGAAUGCAAACAAUGCUGCUGGUUCUCAAGCAUGUCCUUUAUCUAAUUGUCCCACUUAUUGGACUGAUGAUGCUCUUGAGAGGGAUCUGUACAUUCAAACAACCACUGUCACUGUUUUAGCAAUGGAUGGGAGAAGGCGAUGGUUGGACAUUCAGAAAUUGGGGUCAAAUGGAAAAAGCCACUUCAUAUUUGUGACAAACCUUGCUCCAUGUUCUGGAGUUAGACUUCAUCUAUGGCCUGAAAAGGGGAAAUCAACAUCAGAUUUGCCUGCUUCUAGAAGAGUUCUAGAGGUGACAUCAAAGAUGGUUCUAAUUCCUUCCGGGCCAGCACCUAGGCAGAUUGAACCCGGGAGUCAGACUGAGCAGGCACCUCCAUCUGCUGUAUUAAUGUUGGGUCCUGAUGAUAUGCAUGGUUUCAGAUUCUUGACUAUCUCGGUUGCUCCUCGUCCGACUAUUUCAGGCCGACCUCCACCAGCCACUUCCAUGGCAGUUGGGCAGUUCUUUAAUCCAGAGGAAGGACAGAAAGAGUACUCUCCUCAGUGGAUGCUUUUGUCUGCCUAUUCACAUAAGGAGAUGUUUCUGAAGGAGGACCACCCCCUUGCUUUUAAUCUGUCAUUUGCUAUUAGUCUGGGCCUCUUGCCUGUUACUCUCUCUUUGGAAACUGCAGGCUGUGGAAUAAAGAAGUCUGGACUUCCAGAUGAAGAUGGCGAACACUUGGACAACAGUAAAAUUCAUGUUCUGAUAAGUACUAUGCCUCCUCUGAACUCAGAGCAUGAAAAUGUUAUGUUACUGGUUGAUCCACACUGUUCUUAUAAGAUUAGCUUUUCUGUUUCUGUCACAGCCGCAGCCAGCAGAUUUUUGCUUCUGUAUGGUCCGCAGAUGGUUGCUUUAUCUGUUGCUGUUUUAUUUUUUUCUCUGACGCGUCAAGCCUAUGAAUGGGAUAGUAACCUGGUUAUCCCAUCACUGCUGGCAGCUGUUGAAUUCAACUUAAGGAUGCCUUUUCCAUUUUUGCUUUUAGCUAUUGUGCCAAUUUUAGCUUCCUUUUUCUUAUCCUUGCUAAAGUCCCAACCUUCUCCUCCAAUGACAAGCUUCAUCACUGUCUCACUUCUUUGCUAUUUGUUUGCAAAUGGUUUCAUAAUCCUGUUGACGUUGGUUUCUCAACUAGUCUUCUAUUUAGCUGCAGUUGUACACACUUCUAUCAAGGCAAGGUGGCAAGCAUGGGGGAGGAAUUUUUCUUUUUCUUGUCCACGCUUGGUUAUUAAACUUUCUUCAAUUUUCUUUUCCUUGAAGGUUAUAAGGAUUCUCAGAGUCAACACGGUGCUUAUUACGGCAGCAGUUGCAAUUUCCUUGGUGUGUUUUGUUCAUCCAGCUUUGGGUCUUUUCGUACUCGUCUUGUCUCAUGCGUUCUGCUGCCAUAAUUCAAUGUCCAGUUUCUUGAUGGCUUCCCGUAGAAAAGAGUUCUUUUAUGAUAAAUAUGAAGCCAAUGAUAAAUCUCAGCGUUCUGCACCUAAAAAUGAAGGUACACUUGACCAGGAUUUUCCUCCAGAAGAGAAACCUCCCAGCUUACCAGGCUCCCCAAAAAAAUGUUUUGGAGAGACACAAAUAGAGAUCUUUCAUCACAGGCAUGGCUUGCUGGUCCUGCAUCUUGUUGCCACGCUAAUGUUUGCCCCCUCACUGGUGGCCUGGUUGCAGAGAAUUGGGAUGAGGCAGAGUUUCCCAUGGUUCUUGGAUUCGGCCCUCUGCAUAGGUGUAAUAUUCCACUGUAUAUUCAACUUAAAGCCUGAGUCGAGUUUUUUGUUUUACUUUCCUCCCAUCCUGAGUCUUGAAGUGAGACCACAAUUCAUCUAUAUGCUUGCCGGAUACUAUUCUUAUUUUUCUGGCCUGGACUUGGCUCCAUACAGAGUUUUCUACGCCAUGGCUGCCAUAGGGUUCAUCUCCUUCGUUUCGAAACUCUUACAGAUAAAGAAAACAGAGCAGGGAGAUCAACGUUUUCGUAUCAGAAAGCAUUCACACAGACACUGAUAAAGAAAACUGACAUAGCUCCUUCUAUCAGUUAUGUAAGUAUAUGGAGUGACCAGUUCUCACCUACAUCGGCAGCCUUAUUACUGUUGUUCCACUGAUAGCAAAUUUUCAUAUUCAAACUGCAAUUCUCCUGAUCUGACAAUUUGAAAGUAAAAAGAAAAAGAUCAUUAAAAUUAGGACAAAAAAGUUGUUGGAAACUGUUUACGCGGAUUGGCUCGGCUUUUCUUUAAUUAGGCAAGCUUUUGUUUUCCUCUACAGCCUAGAUGUAGGACAAUUUUGUUACGAAUUUGUAUCUGUAUUUGUAUUUGUAUUUGUAUUUGUAUUUGUAUCGAAUUUGCUUGUACGAAUUAGAGAAUUCCACAUAUCUCUGAUUGGCUAUGGAGAAUCAUAAAUCUUUUCUUCCAAA
Carica papaya (papaya) is the source of this 3938-nucleotide messenger RNA. The record is from RefSeq and is a predicted model, not a curated record. NCBI's taxonomy places the organism in Eukaryota, Viridiplantae, Streptophyta, Magnoliopsida, Brassicales, Caricaceae.